GGUUGUUUUUUUUUGCCGUUUUUUUGAGGAGGAAAUCGAAAAAGGAGUGAGCGAUAUGGAGGUUUGUCGAGGCGGGUUUUUUGUGUACGGGCUUGCGGUUUUUUUGAUGGUCGCCUAUGGAAUCGAAGGUACUUUGGCCGUUAGGGACUCUUCUUGUCCGAGAAUAUGUCAACAGAAUGCUUACGGUGACCCGGUAUGUGGAUCGGACGGCGUCAUUUAUCCGAACAUAUGCGAAAUGAGGAAGAAAACUUGCGGAAAAGGUGUCAAACUGUCUUCGGAUCCGGGAUUGUGUCAGCGCUCGUCCGGAUCGAAAUGCGACCACAAAUGCGGUUCUGAAAAGGACCCGGUGUGCGGUACGGACGGCAGAACCUACUUGAAUCGGUGCAUGUUACAAGUGGAGAUUUGCAGAUUAGGUAUAGCACUGUCUCACUUGGGUCCGUGUAACAACAUAAGCGCCCACAGGGAGAAUUGCCCCAUCGAUUGCCAACAAGCCCCUCAAGACGGCCCCAUUUGCGGUAGCGACGGUAACGUCUAUAAAAGUACUUGUCAGAUGAAGUUGCUCACUUGCGGACAGGGUGUAGUCAAGACGAAUAAGAAAUAUUGUCAAACCACGAGACACUGUAGGGAGUCCUGUUGGAGGAACGCCAGACCCGCCUGCGGAUCAGACGGGAAAGUCUACACCAACGUUUGUAAGAUGAAGUCUAAGAAUUGUGGAAAACACGUAUUCGAAGUUCCAAUGGCCUACUGUUUCGGGCAGGAGAGGACGGCCUACGGAUCAUCAUGCCCGGUGGACUGCGAGGGUCAAAUUGAGAAACCUACCUGCGGUUCCGACGGUUACAUUUACAAGAGCGAUUGCGAGUUGAGGAUGUUAAAUUGUGGAAACAAUCGUCGAGUAAUCAAAGUAGACUUCGACAAGUGCAAGAACCGUCUCAACAAGUGCCUGAAGACGAAAUGCUCGAACCAGUUUGAUCCGGUUUGUGGCACCGAUGCCAAGACGUACAAUAACGAGUGUCAGUUAAAUUUGGCGACGUGUCUCAAGGGUGUCCAGUUCGCCCAUUUGGGUAACUGUACCGAACUGAAAGAAGACUCCUGUCCGGAAUAUUGUGAGAAUAUCGUGGAUGAGGAGCCGGUGUGCGGAAGUGACGGGAACGUUUAUAGGUCAAAAUGCCACUUAAAAAAGGAAACUUGCGGACAAUUAGUGAUCGAAGUGCCACUCCAACACUGUCGAACGACCGCCUCUUGCAACGAACAAUGCUCGGAAGUGCGGAAUUUCGUUUGCGGUAGCGACAAUAAAAUUUAUAGGAGCGAGUGCGAGAUGAAAAGAGACAACUGCGGGAAACACGUGUUCGUGGUGCCGAUGAAGCGUUGCCUCGCGGGCUUUCUCUUCCGUGGCUGUCAGAAAAUCUGUCCGACUUACUACGACCCGGUUUGUGGUACCGAUCACAUGACCUACAGCAACACCUGCUUCUUGGAAAUCGAAAAUUGCCGCUCGAGGGCGCUGGUUACCCUCAAGAAUAUGGGCACGUGUGCCGAACCCAUCAACGAAAUACCCAAGAAUUAUCUGUAUUGAUUUAAAAGCCCUGUUUCUCGUGUAACUUCUUUGCCUUUUAUGUUGUUACCAAUAUCUAAAUUGAUUCUAUAAUAUUAUGUUUGUUAAUUUAUUGUAUGCUGUAGUUCCUUCUUCUUUUUAUAAACCUUUAAUAAUUUAAUAUAGUGAAUGUGACUCGUGAUAAAAGUAGGUUAGCGCUUGAUUUCGGUGCACUGAAAAUAUAUUUAUUUUAUUAUAGUUUGAUAAGCUUAUAUGAUUCAUGUUAAUUUAAAAGUAUUUAAUUGUAUUACGAUUUGUGCCAAUUAAUUAAUUUAUUCUUGUAAUUAAAUUGACUAUUUAUUAUUUAUGUAGGGAAUUAAAUGCUAUUUUGAAAAAUAAAGUUUUCAUACUAUACAUAUA
Molecule: messenger RNA, 1948 nt
Organism: Anthonomus grandis grandis
Lineage: Eukaryota; Metazoa; Arthropoda; Insecta; Coleoptera; Curculionidae
Product: agrin
Exons: 9
Coding region: 56-1570 (504 amino acids)
Biological process (GO): cell differentiation; multicellular organism development
Molecular function (GO): protein binding
Source: RefSeq, a predicted model, not a curated record